Messenger RNA from Cephus cinctus (wheat stem sawfly), 1546 nucleotides. Its product is annotated as probable low affinity copper uptake protein 2. Gene Ontology annotation, cellular component: plasma membrane. Gene Ontology annotation, molecular function: copper ion transmembrane transporter activity. Bases 341 to 943 code for a protein of 200 amino acids. The record is from RefSeq and is a predicted model, not a curated record. Lineage: Eukaryota; Metazoa; Arthropoda; Insecta; Hymenoptera; Cephidae. Gene Ontology annotation, biological process: copper ion transmembrane transport; intracellular copper ion homeostasis. The transcript is spliced from 5 exons.
AUUUUUAACAAAUUUUUAUAGUACAUAAUUAUCGUGUUUUAUUCUUAGACAAUACUACAAUACAAAUCGUACAUUAUUUCCAUCCUGAAUUGGUCGCCAUUUAUUAGUUCGAUGAGAUGCCAAUCAAGAAUUUGUAAAUAUUUCAGAACGUUUAAAACUCAGAAUUGUAUGUAUGAAGAUCAAGAGAUGGAGAGUCAGGGUUAAGCUAGGUGCAAUGUAUAUCAUAGGACAUUAUCAAUGUAGAAAUACACUUGUGUAAAUGAUGAGGCUUAUCAGUAUCAGUUAUUUGUCACAAAUUCCCUCUAAGUUUUAAAACCACAGCUCAUUCUUACAAUUCACAAUGAUGCACAUGUGGUAUUGGUUUGGAUAUUUGAAUGAGUUUCUUUUCAAAGAAUUUAAUGUAACAACGACAUGGGGUGUUUUAUCCAUAUGUCUAGGACUCACUGCAUUGGCAAUAGUUUACGAGGCAAUGAAAAUUCUACAGGUCUUCUUGAGAAAACAAACUAUUGCUUCUCUACCACAUGAGCUUUCUAUGCAGGAUGAGAAGUCAUCACUUUUGAGUAAAAUCUCAUCGAGAUAUUUAGGACGAUCGACAAGAUUAUAUUGUUCCAGUUACUUGUUGUGGCUCCUUGAAGUGUUUCACUUUACUAUACAUACUACACUUGGUUACUUUCUUAUGUUAGCUGUUAUGACAUACAAUGUGUAUGUCAAUAUUGCUCUCGUUAUGGGAGCAGGUAUUGGAUACUUUAUAUUAGGACCAACUCUCGUAGAAUUAAAUAUGGCUCAAUACAAUAAUAAACGGAAGGAUAUAAAAUGUAAUUUAGAGUGUUCAGAUGCAAUUUUGGAUCCAAAUAGGCGUCAAUCAACAGUGUCCAUUAUUGCAGAACAACUAGUCACUGAAGCCAAUAUUGAUGUUGAUGUUCAAGGAAUGCGUGUUGGAUAAGCAAGAACAAACAAAAUUUAACAGAAGUCUGAUUUUUACGAUAUUAUAUAUACAUAUACAUAUAUAUGUAAAGACAUAUGUACAGUGUUUGUUAUACAAGCACAUAAUAUGAAGUGCAAAACUGUAUAUAUAAUUUGAUCUUUUUAGAAUAGGAAAAUGGUAUACAAGUUUUUUUUCUCAAUACCAUAUUCAGUACUAAUAUAAUUGGAAAUACUGUAUCAUUUUAAAAUUCACUUUGAAGACUUCUUGAGCAUAUUUUUAUAAACUUUUGAUGACAAAACACAUUGCCUAAAUAACUUGCUUAAGAUAAUUGCCUAAACAAGUAUAUGUCGAGAUCUACAUAAUGUAUUUUGACCGAAGGAAACUCAUAAAACCUGUAAAAAUGUAACCAAAACCAUAUAUCCAAUGGUAACCUUCACUAAUAAUAUUGUUACGUAGAACAUGCUCGAAAACUCACUACAGUUAUUGCAAGUAUCAAUGUUUCUCUGUUUAUCUGGCUAUAUGUAAAGAAAGCAUAGCCAUUCUUGCAGGACUGGAAGUGAGUUCUGAAUUGUACCAAUAAUCAUGUAACAAAUGAAAAAACAAGAUAUUUCAAACAGUAAA